This is a messenger RNA of Trichophyton rubrum CBS 118892, 3572 nucleotides long. RefSeq lists its product as uncharacterized. NCBI's taxonomy places the organism in Eukaryota, Fungi, Ascomycota, Eurotiomycetes, Onygenales, Arthrodermataceae. Gene Ontology annotation, molecular function: RNA binding. The transcript has 6 exons. The record is from RefSeq and is a predicted model, not a curated record. The coding region runs from base 1 to 1707 and encodes 568 amino acids.
AUGAACCAGGCUCAAGGAGUGCACAUCCGAAGGGAAGUCAAGUCGCUAACUACGACAUGUCUAGCUUCUGCAAAGUCGAAAGCCCAGAAGAUGUCCAUUGGGACUUUUCUGGCGGAUGAGACCUACGGCUCCUGGGCCGAUGAGAUGGAAGAUAAUCCUAUUCCAUCCGUCUCCUCCUACGCACCCAGAUCUGGCUAUGGCGGAGACCGUGAACGUAGCACGUUUGGAACUUCCGGCGGAUAUGCCCAGGAGCAUCACGACCGUGUCUACUCCAUGAGAGAAGAACUACCUAUGCCCACCCAGCCACCAUAUACCGCUCACAUUGGUAACCUUUCCUUCGAUGCCACCCAGGCCGAUAUCCAGGAGCUCUUCGCUGAGUGUGAGGUUACCAGUGUUCGUAUUGUGGAGGAUAAACUUACUGGAUCCCCAAAAGGCUUUGGCUAUGUUGAAUUUGCCUCAGUUGACGGCCUCAAGAAGGCACUCACAUUCCAGGGUACCUCCCUUCAAGGGAGAAAUAUCCGAGUGAGCAUUGCAGAACCUCCCAAGGACCGACAUGAUGGAAGAGACCUUAGCGACUGGACCCGAAAGGGCCCACUGCCUGACCUUCCGGGUCAGAGACGCGUAUCAGAUCGCCCAGGUUUCGGUGGCGCCCGCAAUUUCGACCCUGCUUCUGACGCUGCAAAUGAGCGCCCUGGCCGACGUGCCUAUGAAGCCGCCAACGACGGUAGAUCGCGUGAUUUUUCCAACUGGGAGAGAAAGGGACCUCUUUCUCCUAGCCUGCAAAGCGCUCCCUCCAGGGAGGGUCGUCCCCACAGCAAAGAUGGCCCUCAAUUCCGCAGAGCCUCCCCAGCAUGGGGUGAAGGCCGCUCCCAAGAUGGCUCUCGACCACCCCGCCGAGAAUUUACCGAGCGUCCUGUACCUGAAAGGGCUCCAACUGCGCCCGAGCUUGAUAAUCAAUGGAGAGCUAGGAUGCGGCCGGAUGCUCCCGCUCAACCGGAAACCCCUGUUGAGCCUGUAACUCCAACUGCCGCCGCCACAGCUCCUGUUCCUGGAGCAAGACCAAGACUUAACUUGCAGAAGAGGACAAUUCCUGAGUCUGAGGCUGCUGCGCCCUCCCCAGCCGUUGCCGAAGCUCAGUCCAGUAUCUUUGGAGGCGCAAAGCCCAUUGAUACUGCUUCUCGUGAACAGGAAGUAGCUGAGAAGCGAGAGCUGGCCUUGCAACAGAAGAAAGAGGCUGAUGAGAAAGCUAAGGCCGAACGCCUAGAGAAGCAAAAAGCAGAGAAGGCUGCAAAGGAGGAGGCCGAGAAAGCAGAAGCCAAUGGAACCAAGGAAGAUACCACAGAAGGAAAGCCUGUUGAAAUUCUAAAACGUGAAGAAGGCGAGGAGAAAGCCGCUGAUGAUAGUGAAAAGGCAGCCGCUCCUACCCAGAAGACUGAAGCUGGUCAAGACAAGGGCCGCCCACCGCUACAAAGCCGGACAAGCAGCGGCUGGCGAAACGGUGGUGGCCGUGGCCGUGGUGGACCACCUCACAGCCGCGGAGGAUCUCGCAGCACCUCCCAGCGUGGCCCUCCUGUUCAAGGUACUCCAUCAGAGACUGCAACUCCAGCCUCUCCUGCUACACCUGAUGAAGACGGAUGGAGCACCGUCAGCGCAAAGCAGAAGAAUCCCCGUCGUGGAAACUAUAACCGUGGUGCCCAGGCCUCUUAAGCAUCAACAAUUUGAUACCCAAUAUCAGAGGAAGGUUACACCGGAGGACCUGCAGACAAAGUCACCGCAAUAUGCUGGACGUUCACCAAUCUAACUUUGGAUGUCAACCUACUCGCAGAGUCGCUUCUAUACCCCUGUUAUACAGUGCUCUUCCGCCAUGUCCUUGCCUUCUCGUAAUAACGACCAGAUAAGCGAUGUCUUUCAACGUUUCCGAAAAUGACGAUGCGGUUUUUCCCUUCUUUACAGUAACGGACUUUAUUCGACAUCCUUUCUUCAUUCAAUUCUCUCUUCCCUUUAACUACCCCUUGAGUUUUGUCUUCUUGUCCCUUUUUUUUGGCUACUGCGAUAUGAAGGAAGAGUAGGAAUCGAUCUACCUUACAGACCGUACCCGGUCUUCUUGCAGCAUAUCUUCCUAGCCUCCUUUAUACCUUUUUUUUCCACGGGAAAUUUGAAACUUUUUCCUUUUCAUGUCAUGUCAUGUCACUUUACCAAAAACGCCAAACGAUUCCUUGUCUCCUUCCUGUUAUUUUCGACCUUUCUUUUCAUCUGCAUGACUUUCUACUAUUGAGUGAUUUAUCUAGCGUUUUGAUUGAGACUGACUCGAAAAAGGCUGCUGGGUUUCCUUCAUCAUUGCUCUCCAUGUACUCUUACGAUGUACAUGACGCUUUUUCUUCCGGAAGACCUGGUUGUUUUGAUGAUUUUUAUUUUUGCGCAGCUUCGCUGGUGUCACUUUUACACUGGUGUUUGGGGGAUCAAUACUACAGCAUCGGCAUCAAACGAGUGUCUUUUAGCUAUGAUAUCUCCUUCGACUGCCAUAUCCCUGGCCGGACAUAGCUGGUACUAGGGAUCUUUCUUUCGUUUCCUCGGAAAGACGAAUAUGUUCCUGCUUUGAGGGUUUCCGUUAUCCGGCUUCCAUCUGGCAUCCGCUCUCGCCUUUGGUAAGGCUGUCUGCCUCGUUCAAGCGAAAAAUAUGACAUUCGUCAUUUAUCUCCCACUGGAAUGCCGCCCUUGUUGCACAAUAUCUCUUUACCGUCGAGACCAGCUGCGUUUUCUCCCCUAGUCUAAGAUUUGCGCAUAUAUGUAACUGACGGUCUUUUCUUACGAGUCUGAUCAGCUUUUGCUCCCCUUUAUUAUACAUUUCUUUUCCCCUUCUCUAAAGCUAGCUGUAUUUCCUAUUGGAAUCCAUCUCUUCCUCCUUUUUCUUCCCUUCCAAUCUGCUACAGUGUGUCUCGUCUGGAGAAGGAAAAGCGUUUCCAUAGUUUGCAAGCAGGAUAGAGGAGUUUGGUCAUAAUUUACUUCCAUAACUAUUGUACAAGCUGCCGAGGGACAUUUCUAGGCUCUGCUACUCACAAAGCACCCGGAUAAUGUUUCUUCGGUGUUCGGUUCUAUUGAAGCUUGAUAUGAAUAAAGGUACAUAUCUUUGUAACUCUCCACCAGCCCCCUGAUUCGCCAUAGGGAACGGACGAGGCGAAGUUGUUACAUCUUGCACGGCAAGCAGCAUCGUUUCACCUAGCGAACACCAGGUCCAAGAACCGAAAAAUCUUCUCUUUCACGAUUCUCUUUCAUCUGAACAAAUCCAUUGUUCUUCAAGCUCAGAGUUAGCGGAAAGUGAAAGGAGAACCAGUUGUGGUGGCUUCGGGUUUGUCGAAACUUUUGACCUGCAUACUGUGGCUUUUUUAGCCUCCUCUCAGCCUUCGUUUCAAAAGGCCGAAAGGAAGUUCAGUGCCUGCUGAUCCAUCUUGCGGUCGACUUGUCAAUCUUCCCCAGACGCAUAUCAAAUACCUACAAUACUUGCUUUGCUUUUCCUAUACAGAAGUGCCCGCCUGCCGUUCUGCAUCCCUGCCGAUUCCCGCGACCAAACUGCC